Messenger RNA from Entelurus aequoreus (snake pipefish), 6151 nucleotides. RefSeq names its product La ribonucleoprotein 4B (gene larp4b). Gene Ontology annotation, biological process: positive regulation of translation. The transcript has 17 exons. Gene Ontology annotation, molecular function: mRNA 3'-UTR binding. Bases 604 to 2919 code for a protein of 771 amino acids. Gene Ontology annotation, cellular component: cytosol; cytoplasmic stress granule. Lineage: Eukaryota; Metazoa; Chordata; Actinopteri; Syngnathiformes; Syngnathidae. The record is from RefSeq and is a predicted model, not a curated record.
AGCGAGCCAUCUCGCGGUCGUAGACGAUCUUUGUGUUGAACACGAAAGGGAAAGGAAACGGCGACUUCUCCAUUCCUAAAUCCUCUCUCUCAUUUGGGGGGGAGUAAUGCAUGUCUGCUCAGUCGGAAGCUCUGACACCGUUCUCUCGGAUUCAGGGACCUUUCAUUCGAUUGUUUUCCUCCCGUAGAGCCUGUCCGCUGACCGUGGGGGGGGUUUGCUUCGCGUCAAAUUGUAGGCGCCAGAUUUAUCGAGCACGACUGCACUAAGUUGGUGGGUAAGCUAGCUAGCUAACCCUCGGCUGGCUUACUAGCUAACUAGCUUGCGGUGCUAACCACAGAGGCCACUUUAUUGACAAAUAUAUGUGCUUGUCUUUACUCUAUGAAUGCUACUUAACAUUUGCCUCACGGUUUGAGGACUAUUCACAGCCAGUUUCUGCGUGCUUGACGUAGCCUGUUAGCAAAUACCCUGCGUAUUUAGCUUGGAAGCCGAGUGAAGGCCUCAAUCCAACCCCGCCGCCAGCACACUCUUUUGCCGAGCAGUGAGUUGACAGCUUCCUUGGUGACACAGAGACUUCUCCCUGAGGAGCCAAAAAGCAGACGGCUCAUGACUUCUGACCAGGACACAAAAGUUGUAGCUGAACCACAGGUGCAGCAAGUACAGGAGGCUAAAGAGAACUCUCAUUUGGAAUCUGCCAAGGUUUCAGACCUUAACCCCAAUGCGAAAGCAUGGGCCAACCACAUGUUUAGCCUGGACCCCAGCGGGAGUGCUGACAACUCCAAUGCGGCCUUGCAGCCAUGGAAGGAAGGUUGCGAGAGUUCAGCCGAUCCUGGCCCACAAGGCGAUGAAGCUAAUGUAGAAAAGGCUUUCAAGGAGCCCUUGCUAACUGACCCCGAUGAACCCCCACCGGCUCAAGUGAUGUUGGCCCAGUCUCCCCCAGCGGCAGCCAUCACCCUGGAGCACUCUGAGACGUCUUACCUAGAGUUCCCUGAGUCGGGGCUGCCUGCACCAACAGUUAGUGAACCCCAGCCAGAGAAUCCCCAGGAAGGUUUAAGAGAACACUUGAAGAAGACAUUAGAAUUCUGUCUUUCCCGGGAGAAUUUGGCCAGUGACAUAUACCUCAUCUCACAAAUGGACAGCGAUCAGUACGUGCCAAUUGUGACUGUGGCCAACCUGGAUCACAUCAAAAAGCUUAGCACUGACGUGGAGCUGAUCGUGGAUGUUCUACGCUCUUUGCCAUUGGUCCAGGUGGAUGAGAAAGGGGAGAAGGUGCGACCCAAUCAGAACCGCUGCAUCGUGAUCCUGAGAGAGGUUUCUGAGAGCACGCCCAUAGAGGAGGUGGAGGCUCUUUUUAAAGGAGACAGCCUACCCAAGUUCAUCAACUGUGAAUUUGCCUAUAACGACAACUGGUUCAUCACCUUUGAGUCAGAAGCAGAUGCACAACAGGCUUAUCAGUAUCUCCGUGAGGAGGUGAAGACCUUUCAAGGGAAGCCUAUCAAGGCAAGGAUAAAGGCGAAAGCAAUCGCUAUCAACACUUUCAUGCCAAAGAAUGGUUACAGGCCAGUGGAGGUGAACCCAUACGCUCAGCAACGCUACACGUCUUACUACAUCCCACCCGUCUACAGCCCACAGCAGCAGUUCCCCCUGUACAGCCUUAUCACUCCACAGGCCUGGUCGACCGCACCCAGUUUCAUCGAUCCCACACUGGUUGCUCCAUUUCACAACAGCCAGUUCAUCAAUGGAUUUGCACCCUCUGCUGGUUUUAAGCCACCGACCACCCCCCUCACUGUUAGACACCAUUCACCCAGGACCAGGAAUCACAGUAAACCUCACCUGAGGCCGGCCGGCCCCGCAGCAGACCGCACAGGGCUCCUGGACAGCCCGAGCGUCUUCCCUAGCUUCCCCAGCGAUAGGCUGAAUGGGGUCCGCAGCAGCCCGCCCACACGCUUCCCCACCAGCCAGCCCAGAACCAGGUUACCUUCUGCCACCACCUUUCCCCGCAGAGAGACUGUUGGCACGGGCCGAGUGUCCGAGUUCACCACCACAGAAUACUCCUCCCUGGUAAUGGGUCGAGGAAGGAAAAAGAGGGAUGAAAAGUUUACACGACUGACGCCUCAAUCGCCACCGCCGCCGCCUCCUCCUAAACCUCCAUCCCCGAGCUUUGAGUUGGGUCUGUCCAGCUUUCCACCUUUGCCUGGAGCGGCUGGCCAGCUGAAGACAGAUGACAUCUUUGACAACCGGCUGGUCAGCAGUGUCAUCACCCCGCCUGCCAAGAAUGUGAGCAUUGACUCCAGCCCUGGAGGAGCCCCUUCUUCAUUAUGUCCCAAAGAACCUCCUCGGCCCCCGUCGUCGUCGUCGUCCCCUCCCUCUUCCCCCUCCUCUUGCUUGCCCUCUCUGAUGCCCACAAGCUUCAUACCCUCACUGACCACACCCACCUCGACUUGGACACCGACUGUCUGCCCUCCACCGCCUCCCUCCAUCCCAGCAGCAGAAGUGAGGAUGACUGAGGUGAAGCUGAAGGAGGUGCAGCUGUCUGCGGAGCGCGUUCCUGGUACUCUGUGCACCGCAAGCAAGUCGGUGCAAGUCAAUGGUGCUGCCACGGAGCAGAGGAAGCCUUCUUACGCUGAGAUCUGCCAGCGAGCAAAGGAGAUGGCCACAUUGACGCAGCCACCGACCCCCAAGGAGGCCAAGCCCGCAGGCGAGGAGAGGAAGUGCCCUGAUGCCGCCGUCCCAACAGGGGAGGUCAAGGCUAGAGAGACAUGUCCCCCACCUUCCUCUAAACCUGGCUCAGCUGCUGUUGCCACAGGGAGACCCCCACGGGAGACCCGGAGGCCAACUGGGCGCUGGGCCUCACCACCCCCACACCUAGGGAAGACCCCCAGCAAAGAUUUCCACCACACCCCUCCCAAGUCUCCACUGUAGGGCGACUCCUUGCCUCUUGCCUAGAGUACCCCCCAGCUUCACUGCAUAGAUGUGUUCAAAAACAGGAAUGCAUCAGGGCUACACCAUUCUUCUUCUUUCCACACUCUACAGCUUCACACAAGCAUUCUGGAUCAGGGCUUGCAGACAUAAGCACUUUACUGUGCAUGUAAAGCACCCUCACCUUCUUUUUAUUCUAUUUAUUUGCUUUUUCUAUUUUCUUUUUAAUUAGGAUUUUUAGUUAUGUUCAGUGUCUUUUUCUUAUCUCAUUAUUGGCUCAAAAAGCUCUCUGUGACGGGAUGACUCUAAGCAGCAGCAGCACCAGGGCGUUGUCGAUGAUGGCAACAGAUGCCAAAUUGUUUGGUAGUAAUGGUCCUUGUCUCGGCUGAGAUGUGGUUUUUACACGUGGUUAUGUCCAUAUGCAAGAUUGAACAUCUAAAUGCAAUCAGAAUGAGACUCCUGGUUGUUUGGCCUAUUUUGUUGGAGAUUUUGUAAGCUCAGUUGAGUUCUGUUAAGCAUCUCUGCUAGUUUCUUCUCUUGGCAUGGUCAGCAUUGUUGGCAUGGUUCAUGACGUGAGCUUAACUGCUACUAUUGACCAUAACCUCUUGGGGACAUAGCAUAAGGAUCUUCUUUAGUGUGGCAUGAAGGUGACGACGUUGAAGAAAAGGAGAAGGUCAACGCUUACUGCUCACAAUAUGUCCACCCCUUGUAGGCAAAAGACGGGGGCGGGGCUAGACGUGUUUUUGUGACAGUUGAGCAGCAGUGUGUUUGUUUUCACAAAGGCAAAUAUUCAGGAUGAGAAGUUUGGAGUAUGAGCGCAAAGGAGGAGUCAAGCUAAAGGGGUCAUGUGAUGUCUUUGUUUUGUGAGCCAGUAUGCACCUUGUUUUUUUUUUGUUUUUUUUAUAAACACUGUUGCUGACCAUGUUUAGUCAUUCCUCUGGGGGAGGAUGUUGAAGCUUUUCUUAGUUUUUUUUAGACAGGAAUUUGAAGGUAGAGUGGCAUUUGAGUUGGUGUUUUUGGAAAGUAGCAGAGGACGAUAAGAGCGCCCCCGAUGAACCCCCAAUGAACAUCUUGCAUGCAAGGUUUGCGGGCAGAGCUCGAGGUCAGCGGGCAUGAGGGAAGCUGAGCGCUCUGUGGAGUGUAGCAGCCUCUUUGGCACACGCCGCAUGUGUGCUUCCAACCAUUGCAAAUGUACAUAAGACAAACAUCCAGCCAGUUUCCCUCCCUUGCGUUAGUUGAGAAAGUCGUCGCCCCUCAAAAGAAAACCACUGUACUGAUGAAACACCACACGGGAUGGCGCUUGUCCCGCCAACGUCUUCCUGCCGUGUGAAGCAUUGUGGGUAAUUCCGCUGGGGAGAUGAGGGAAAAGUUUUGAUUUGGAUUGUUUUUCUUUUUGAAGGACUGAAAUGCACUUGGAUGGCUGAAUUCUUUGCGUAUGGCUUAUUGAUGAAGCAGUGCGGUUCCUUUAGGUCGCCACACAAAACACACGUAGAAGAGUUCCAUCCAGUGUUUGAGAAACUUGAAUUUUAUUUAAACUUGAAAAAUGACUUUGCCUUAACUUUUAUACAAGAUGAGCAUAGAGUUUAUCCCCCGACACACUAAAGACGAUGAUUUAGUGACGAGUCUUACGAAACCAGACUACACAAAAAAAAUCUAUCAGCGUUUUUCUUUCCUUCACCCAUUUUUGUAUAAUGUGAAAAAAAAAAAUAGUUUGGAUGGUUAUUUUUGUUUAGGGGGCGUAAAUGAAACCUUGUAAAUGCAAAAGGAGUCAAUACUGUAUUAAAUAUAUGCACUUUGAGGUGUGUGCUUUGCUUGUACAGUUGUAAAUAAUCAAAAGAUAUAAGAGGUACCUUCAAAAUGACCAUUAUAAAAAAAAAUCUAUUGAUCUUGUUGAGCUAUUAAUGUCACUAUGGAGCUGGACGUAGGAUUUAAAAAUACUUCAUGUUGUUUUUUUUUUUCUAAUUGGAGUUUGUGUAGGACUAUGUUGAACACUUUGUACGGUUUUUUGUUGUUUCAUUCCAUUAUGUCGCUCCUCCCGUCGUCGUCGUCGUCAUCCUGGUCAACACAGUGGCUUCAUUCUUGUUUACAUGAGGACAACACGUCUAUCACUUCUUUGUCCACACGAGACUUUUCAUUUGGCCCGCAAACAUGACAAACAGCCAAAAAAACUAACAUUAUUGUAACGUCCUCAACUGCUUCAUAUGAGUGAGAGAAGAUCUCUACAGAUGUUAGCUUAGCAUAAAGACGAGAAGCUAUUUCAUUUGCACACAUUUUGUGACUUUAUGUUCCAGUCAACGCUAAGCAUUUGUCUCUUUGUUAACUUUAUAGCUUUAGCUGUUUGGCGGCGGUCAAAGGUUGAAAGACAAACCCUUUCUAGUCUUUAUGCUGAGCUAAGCUAAGGCCAUGGGAGCUCGACCAUGCAUGUUCCUUGAGCCCAGUCCAAAUGUCAUCGUCUGUCAUACAUUUUGUUCUUCUGAGGUCAUGUGACCCGCAAACCACAUUUGAAGCACAGACAAUAAGCCUUCAUGGAAUGUUGAUCUUCUCUCUCGCCUCCCCAUGUGUCUAUUGGAUUGUUCAUUUGUUGCCUCCGUGGACAAGAAACUGACUCUUGGCAGAGGUUUCAAAAGCAUUUGACCACAAGAGAACGCCCAGUGGUAGUGUCACCUGUACAUACAGCCUUUGCUUGCUGCAGGGGCGGGAACUGCUGAUUGACUCAUUGACACUUUCCCUGGAUGGGAUGGGACUGGAACUCUCUGGGCCUGAACUGUGAAUGUGUGCACGUGUGGACUAACCUAAGCACUCUGCCACAAAGAUGGCCGCCAUGUCUCUCCUAGGCUUACAGGACAAGCCUACAUAUCGCCCCCUUGUGGCCCGUUUUGACAGUGCCAGUGAACUUUGUUUUGUAAUGUAAAAACCCGAGGAAUGCACAAAGACUGACUGGAACAAGACUCGGUUCUAUCUACUCACUGUGGUUUAACCCAUUAGCGCUAACAUACACGCUACGCUAGCAGCUGUGGACAAUCGUUGACUGCAUCAGGGCCCGUCUAACGCCAAUGUGGGGACUCUUAGUUUUUUGUUACCAUUGACCUUUUUCUUCCAUUAGAGACUGGAAUCAAGCGUUUGUGUCGGCUAUAGAUAAUUUAAGUUACUCUUGUGUCAUGAUGUUCAAUUGUCUCAUUUGGAGGAAAAAAAAAACAUGUAGCUUACUGAAAAAAAUAAACAUUUAGGCACUGUU